This is a messenger RNA of Sorghum bicolor (sorghum), 1147 nucleotides long. RefSeq names its product auxin-responsive protein IAA12. The record is from RefSeq and is a predicted model, not a curated record. Gene Ontology annotation, molecular function: protein binding. The transcript is spliced from 3 exons. Gene Ontology annotation, biological process: regulation of DNA-templated transcription. The coding region runs from base 159 to 839 and encodes 226 amino acids. NCBI's taxonomy places the organism in Eukaryota, Viridiplantae, Streptophyta, Magnoliopsida, Poales, Poaceae. Gene Ontology annotation, cellular component: nucleus.
UGCGCACCGAGGCCAAGCACACAACACCAGCUCAUCAUCACAUCCAUCUCAUUCAUUCUAGAGCGAGAUCAAGGUAGCUGCAAGCCUGUGCGACCAGAGAAGGAGAACUACUCUUCGCCGGCCGGAGGAGUACGUGUUCAUCACAAGUAGUUGGGGACAUGGAAACCACCGUUGUGGGAGACCUCAUGGCGACCGAGCUGAGGCUUGGACUGCCGGGCACCGUCGACGACAGCUGCAGCCUGCAGAGCCAGGUGAAGGCGACGACGCCUAGGGGCAAGAAGCGCGCCACCACCGAUGCCGCCGUGGAGGACGCCGCCGCCGCCGAGGAGGCAACAAACAAGCGUGACGACGCCGAGGCAGCACCCCCAGCAGCCAAGGCGCCCGUGGUCGGUUGGCCGCCGGUGAGGUCGUACCGGAAGAGCUGCUUCCAGCAGGCGAUCAGCAGCAAGCAGCAGGUCAGCAAGCAGGCGGCCAAAGAUGAGGCGGCGGCGGCGUCGCCCAGCUGCACGGCGCCAUCCGUAGCCGCCGCGAACACCACCGCCAGCGUCGGCGGCGGCUCGUUCGUCAAAGUGAGCAUGGACGGCGCCCCGUACCUGAGGAAGGUGGACCUGAGGAUGUACAAGGGCUACAGGGAGCUCCGGGAGGCCCUGGAGGCCAUGUUCGUCUCCUCCAACAGCGGCAGCGCCAACCUGUCCGAGUUCGCCGUCACCUACGAGGACAAGGACGGCGACCUCAUGCUCGUCGGAGACGUGCCGUUCGAGAUGUUCACUAGCACUUGCAAGAAGCUGAGGAUCAUGAAGAGAUCUGAAGCCACAGGCCUGGGAUCAGCGAGGCAAUGAAGAUCCAUCUGAUCUGAGGACCGGAUCGGACAAUAUGUUGUCAUGACCUUCUUGUUUUUUUUUUCGUUUUCAUUAUUUUUGUUCUUCUGGUUGGAUCCCCAAGCCGAAGGAUGAGCUUGGUGUUUCGAAGCGCAUACACGGAUGUGUGCGGCUUUGAUUCUGUAAGACGAUUAGGUCUUUUUAGCAGCACAAAGGAGAUGCAUGCUGAGGUUGUUUCAGUUUACUCUCCAUGUGUUUGUACAAACGAAACAAUACAGUUAUAUUGAUCGUUGAUCCCUUAUUAAUUACUUGAAGCCUUCGUUGAUCGA